AGCUUACCGUAAAAGAAGACAAAUCAUUACCCCCUCUCUCUCUCCUAUACCUUUACACCCUCCAUUUCCCCUCUCAUUUCAAUUCAAAUUCAUCAAUACCCAACGGCUACUUCUUCUCGCUCAAAACCCUAAUCUUCUUCAUCUUCACCUUCUCCAUUUCAAAAAAAUGAAGCAUUUUGCGCAACAGAGAAACACAAUCUUAAGGGAGAAUCACGAGUCUGCAGCUACAAUGCCGUCAUCAUCUCCAAGCCCUAGCUCUUCAAAGCUGAAACCCUCAACAUCACCCAACAACAGUAGUAGUACUAACAGGAAGCAUAACAAAUCAUCUAAAGAGAAUGCUCCUCCUCCGACCAAUCACCCGUCAGAUCCGAACUCAUUGCAAGCCGUUAAUGCGAAGACCAAGAGUCCUCUACCUCCACGCCCGCCGCCUAACUCCAAUCAUUUGAAACGGAAGCUCAAUUUGGAGUCCGUUGGUACUGAGAAUGGCAACGCUGGAUCUUCUGAUUCCGGCGUCAAGGUCAUAGUGAGGAUGAGGCCGCCAACCAAGGAUGAGGAAGAGGUAGAAGUUGUAGCCCAGAAGGUCUCCAAUGAUUCUUUGUCAAUAGCUGGGCAUACUUUUACAUUUGACUCUAUUGCAGAUACCCAAUCAACACAGCUUGAUAUAUACCAGCAUGUGGGAGCUCCUCUUGUUGAAAAUUGUCUUGCUGGGUUUAACAGCUCAGUAUUUGCUUAUGGGCAGACUGGUAGUGGAAAGACAUAUACAAUUUGGGGACCAGCCAACGCCUUGUUGGAAGAAAACUUAACCAAUGAUCAACAGGGCUUAGCCCCACGCGUUUUUCAGCAGCUUUUCGAACGUAUUAAGGAGGAACAAUCCAAGCAUGCCGAUAAGCAGCUCAUGUAUCUGUGUCAAUGUUCUUUUCUUGAGAUAUACAAUGAACAGAUCACUGAUUUGUUGGAUCCUAGUCAAAGAAACCUCCAGAUUAGGGAAGAUGUAAGAACAGGAGUUUAUGUGGAAAAUUUGACUGAGGAAUGUGUGUCCACGAUGAAGGAUGUGACAAAGCUUUUGAUGAAGGGACUGUCAAACAGGAGAACUGGUGCUACUAGUAUAAAUGCUGAGAGUUCACGUUCUCACAGUGUAUUCACCUGUGUUGUUGAAUCACGAUGCAAGAGCUUGGCAGAUGGUCUAAGCCACCUAAAGAGGAGUAGAAUAAAUCUUGUUGAUCUUGCUGGAUCAGAAAGGCAAAAGCUAACUGGUGCAGCAGGUGAACGCCUGAAGGAAGCAGGGAACAUCAACAGAUCGCUUUCACAGUUGGGGAACUUAAUAAACAUUCUUGCAGAAGUUUCUCAAACGGGCAAGCAUAGGCACAUCCCCUAUAGAGAUUCCAAGUUGACAUUUUUGCUACAGGAAUCUCUCGGUGGGAACGCAAAGCUUGCAAUGAUCUGUGCCGUUUCUCCAUCUCAAAGUUGUAAGAGUGAGACUUUCAGUACACUGAGAUUUGCCCAGCGUGCUAAGGCAAUCAAGAAUAAGGCGGUCAUCAAUGAAGAAAUGCAAGAUGAUGUAAAUGCUUUGAGAGAAGUUAUACGUCAGCUAAGGGAGGAACUGCUAAGAAUGAAGGCAAAUGGCUAUCAGGCAGAUCAAAAUGGAAAUUAUUCAUCAGGAUGGAGUGUUCGCAGAAGCUUAAAUCAAUUAAAAUUCAGCCUUAACCGUCCAGUGACACUACCUAUUGAUGAUGACGGUGAUACAGAAAUGGAAAUUGUGGACGAAGCCGAACUAUUAGGUCUCUUGUCUGGAGGCAGCAAAGAAAAUAGUAUACUUGGGAUCCUGCGGAAGACUUUUUCAAAAGGUUCAUCGCUACUUGAUUCUGCAGUACAGCAUGGGGAAAAGGAGAAUGGCUGCAACAAGGAGCAAGGCUCCGAGGAUACGGAUGUUACCAUGGAGGAAGAGGUAUCUGAUGCAGUUGUCGAGCAUGAAAAUGAUACUGCUGAUGGUGCUGGACUGCAGAACAUCAAGAAGAGUUUAAUCGUGGAUGAGUCGUUUUGCAAAGGUAGCAUAGGAGAAACUGUUGAAGCUGUUUUGGAUCGUUCAUUAGUGAAACAGCUAGGUAAAGAUUUUUCUAUGAAGCCAACUGAAGAGGAGUAUCUUCUGUCUUCUGCCAGCAAUAUGCUGAAUGAAGGACGACGGGAAGUGGUAGAGGACUCACCAUCAGAGCAAUAUUCUGAACGGACUCCAGAGAACUCUUCUAAAUGCUUGGAGGGCAAUACAGCCUGCACUAACCUCAGUGUAGUUCCAUGUGAUGUGUCGCCUAUUUUAGACUCUCCCACUCCAAGUGUUUCACCAAGAGCUACUAGCAGUCGGAAAAGUCUUAGGACUUCAGUGCUGAGUGCUUCAAAGAAGGAUCUUGGAGAAAAAUUGGAAACCCCGAACAUAUCCUUCACAAAGCCUUCAAACAGUAUUUGUUUGGAUUCUCUAACAAGUCAAAGAAACAAAAGCUGUUUCACAUCAACUGAACAUUUGGCAGCUAGUCUUCAGCGGGGACUUGAAAUUAUUAAUACUAAUCGACAAAGUACAUCUUUGAGGCGCUCCUCGGUCAGAUUUUCUUGCAAGCCUGCUGAUAUUAGUGCAAUUAUACCAGUUGCUAAAAUAGAUGUUGGAGUUCAAACUGUUAUAAAAGAUGAUGAAUCAUUUGAAGGAGGUUCGACAUUUUUGUGUAGUAAAUGUAAGGCAAGAAAUUCAUUGCAAGAGCUUAAAGAUGCCGAUGAUGGCUCAAAUUUGCAGUUGGUACCUGUCAAUGGAUCACAGUUGGUAUCUGAAAUUGGAUCACAGUCCUGUGGAAACUUCCAGAUUCAAGUGCCUAAAGCAGUAGAAAAGGUCUUGGCUGGAGCUAUACGGAGAGAGAUGGCACUUGAAGAUAUAUGUGCCAAGCAAACUUCUGAGAUCAUGCAACUCAAUCGUUUGAUCCAGCAAUACAAACAUGAACGAGAAUGCAAUGCUAUAAUUAGCCAGACACGUGAAGAUAAGAUCAUUCGCCUUGAGAGUUAUAUGGAUGGAGUUUUACCAAAGGAGGAGUUCAUGGAGGAUGAGUUGUUGGCACUGAUUCAUGAGCAUAAGCUUCUGAAGGCAAAGUAUGAGAAUCAUCCUGAAGUUUUAAGUGCCAGACUUGAACUAAGAAGAGUUCAAGAGGAGCUGGAGCGGUAUCAUAAUUUCUUUGAAUUAGAUGAGAGAGAUGUGUUGCUGGAGGAGAUUAAGGAUUUGAGGAGCCAGCUACAGUUUUACCUGGACUUUUCACCAAAGUCAUCUAGGAAAGGAAAUUCUCUUCUACAAUUAACUUUUCCAUGUGAGCCCAGUGUGCCUCCAACUUUAUCCACGAUUCCAGUGUCAGAUGAAGAGAGUUCUGAACAGAGACUUGAAAGGGAGAGAAUUCAGUGGACUGAAACAGAGAGUAAGUGGAUUUCUCUGGUAGAAGAGUUGAGGUUGGACCUACAAGCUAGCCGCACCUUGUCUGAAAAACGAAAACAAGAACUAGAUUUGGAAACAAAAUGCUCGGAAGAGCUGAAAGAAGCAAUGCAGAGGGCAAUGCAGGGCCAUGCACGCAUGAUUGAACAGUAUGCUGAACUUGAGGAGAGACAUAUUCAACUGCUUGCGAGGCACAGGAAGGUCCAAGUUGGCAUAGAAGAUGUUAAAAAAGCAGCUGCAAAGGCAGGAGUUAGAGGUUCUGAAUCAAAAUUCAUAAAUGCACUUGCUGCAGAAAUUUCAGCUCUGAAAGUGGAGAGGGAAAAGGAAAGGCGCUACUUUAGGGAUGAAAACAAGGAGCUUCAGAACCAACUCAGGGAUACUGCUGAAGCUGUACAAGCUGCUGGUGAAUUGCUAGCACGGCUUAAAGAAGCAGAAGAAGCUAUUGCAGCUGCAGAGAAACGAGCCAUUUAUGCGGAGCAAGAAGCUAAUGAAGCUUACAAACAGAUUGAUAAACUGAAGAAAAAACAUGAGAAAGAGAUCACCAAUUUGAAUCAGUUACCAAAAGAACCCCAUUUACCUAAAGAUACAUCAGAACCCGUAUAUGAUGACCCCGAGACAGGUGAUCAGCGAUGGAGAGAAGAGUUUGAGCCAUUCUACCAUACUAAAGAGGAGGACUUACCAAAAUUUGGUGACCCCUCUUCUUGGUUCUCCGGGUAUGAUAGGUGCAAUGUAUAGACAGGAAACGCAUCAUAGAUUGUUGUUGUAUGCAUUGAUAAUAGUGUAAUGUAUAGUUUGGGAAGCUGUUGUUUUUUCCUCAAAAUUAAUGAUAGUGAUUGUCUAAACCAAUUGUGAAAAAUA
Nicotiana attenuata is the source of this 4312-nucleotide messenger RNA. Its product is annotated as kinesin-like protein KIN-12B. The record is from RefSeq and is a predicted model, not a curated record. The transcript has 16 exons. The coding region runs from base 167 to 4189 and encodes 1340 amino acids. Gene Ontology annotation, molecular function: microtubule binding; ATP binding; microtubule motor activity. Lineage: Eukaryota; Viridiplantae; Streptophyta; Magnoliopsida; Solanales; Solanaceae. Gene Ontology annotation, biological process: microtubule-based movement.